UGGUGACAGGAAGGACCUCCUUGUUUUUGGGGGGACAGUGGGUGACGCUGCGAGCGUCCGUGGCGUGCCUCUGAGCGACUAGUUCCCAGAGUCGUCUCGGGCAGGAUAUCAAUGGAUAUUAUAAAGGGGAACUUAGAUGGGAUUUCAAAACCAGCCUCCAAUUCAAGAACACGUCCUGAGAGCAGGUGUUCAAAUACUUCUUUGGAGGUGCUCUCACCAGAGCCAGUGUCCUUAAAGAUUGAUACUGCAAUCAAGUUGAACUCUGAUCAAGAGAGCCACUCAGAAAGCAGUAAUACAGAGGGAAGUAGAAACAAUAAGGACGAUAAAGGAGAAUAUUACUCUGAGAAUAAUAUAAAACUGGCUAAAGAAGGGUCAGAUGAAGAUUUGAACUUGGUUCAACAUCAGAUAAUUUCUAAAUGUUCAGAUGAACCCAAAUUAAAAGAAUUCGAUUCUCAACUUCAAGAUGCGAUUCAGAAGAUGAACAGGCUUGAUAAAAUAUUGAUGAAGAAACAAUAUAGAGAAAAAGAAGUUAAGAAGCAAGGUCUAGAAAUGAGAAUAAAGCUAUGGGAAGACCUUAAGCUCUUCACUCUGGAAGUCUUACUGUCCAGAGAAAAUGGAUCAAAUUUUACCUGUGAUGUGGAAAGAAAUGAGUCAUUGAUCAAAGCAGAAAAGAACCCCUUCUCAAAUACAGAAAAGAUUGAGCUCAGGGGUAAACACAGCCAGGAUUUUAUUAAGCGAAACAUUGAGAUGGCCAAGAAUUCAGGGAAACCAGAGGUUAUGAUCGACAGAGAGAAGAAAAGGCUGGUUGAACUUCUGAAGGACUUAGAUGACCGAGAUUCGGGGCUGUCCAGUUCUGGGGGUGAUCUGUCUGUCUGUCUGGUCCCAGGCGAGGGAUAUACACUGGCAGUCACCCAGCAUCAGCAGCUUGCUGAAAUAGAUACAAAGCUCCAAGAAUUCUUUGCAGCCUCCCCAACAACGUUCAGCUUUUCUCCAGGACUUGGACAUCAGAAUGAUCAGGAACCUGACCAUAGUGAUGAUGAUAGAGAUACGGAAAUAACUCCAGGGGAAAAGGUACUUCGAAACACCAAAGAGCAACGGGAUAUGCAAAAUCGGCUGAGAGAGAUAGAUGAAAAGUUGAGAAAGAUGAAGGAAAAUGUGUUAGAUUCAGCAUCACUUCUCUCUGAGGAACAGUUAAGGCGUCUUCUGGAUGAAUGCACAUUCAAACAAAAAUCCAUGACUGGACUUUCUUCAGAAAGAGAAAAGGAAGACAUUGAGGAUAUGACACCUGAGUCCCCCCAGCUUUCCAGAUCUGUCCUCUCUGAGUUACUAACUGAGUCAGAAACAAAGGUCAGAAGCACCGAGGUGGGAGAUGCAGAUGUGCCCGAGAAUGCAGAAUGUGGAACAUCCAUAGGCUACUAUCUCAGCAAAGCCCUGACUGGGCAUUACGUGUCACAGGCUCUUGUCAUUGAAGCUGAGAACAUGAAAUGCCUCCAGUUUCCCCGGGACGAGGUUAUUCGUGACACAGAGGAUUAUUUUAUGUCGAAGACUCUGGGCAUUGGAAGACUGAGGAGGCCUUCUUUUUUGGAUGAUCCACUGUAUGGCAUCGAUGUGAGCCUUUUCUCUGAAGUCCAACAUCUGAAACCCAGCCCUUCAGAGAAACCAUGA
This is a messenger RNA of Myotis lucifugus (little brown bat), 1665 nucleotides long. RefSeq names its product fibrous sheath interacting protein 1 (gene FSIP1). The coding region runs from base 112 to 1665 and encodes 517 amino acids. The transcript has 10 exons. The record is from RefSeq and is a predicted model, not a curated record. Lineage: Eukaryota; Metazoa; Chordata; Mammalia; Chiroptera; Vespertilionidae.